UUACUGAGCACUAGAAGGCCUCCAAGAUCUCUUCCCGCUCUCACAUUAUAUGUUUUUAAAUGCUGUAUACUUAGCCCUCCUCAGACAUUAUUAAAAAAAAACAGCACAGCUUCAGAGAGGGGGCUCUACGGCCCCGCUCCCGCGCUCAGAGACAAACCAUUAACAGCAGGCAGGACAUUCUGGAAAAGCAGAAGUGUUCCUCACAGACAAAAGGAGCUUCCUGGAAUCGAUCAUCUGUAAAAAUUGCCUUGCAAUAUGGGGUUAUCCAUCCUGUUAAGCAGAAAAUAUAGGUGUCUACCAACAUUAUUGACAGAAUUGGUGGACAAAAAACGAAUCCUGUGCGGAUCCCUCACUACGUCCUGCAGUCUUUAUGGGAAGAAGAAUAAAAACAGUGGGUAUGAACAUGUUGACCAAGAAAAACAUGGAGAUUUGGUCCACCGUCUCACAUCCUGCAAAGACAGUUAUCAAACACCUGAAUCAUUAUUUGAAGAUAGCAUUCUUUAUGGGCCAGCGAGCAAAUAUAAGCCUCCAGCUCAGGGGGUUGUUGAACCAAAAUUUCCUAGGAAUUGGAUUCCUCUUACAAACCCCAAUAAGAGUGCUUUGCCUCAGAAAACUGUCCCAGGGGUGCCAUUGCAAAUCAGUUUGCAAAGGAACAGGAUGGCCAGUGUGACAACUGUUCUACAAUUAACUAUGCCUCUGAAACAGGCCUUUUAUCUGGAGCGAUGGAAACAGCAAAUGAUUCUAGAACUUGGGAAAGAGGGUUUUGCAGAAUACACUAAAAAUAUCUUCCAGCAAGGUAAGCUCUUCCAUGGAGCCCUUGAAGCCUUAUUGUUAUCUGAAGAAAUCUUGGAGCAGGAAGAAGACUGCAGUGUCUCUGGCUAUGUAGCAAGUGUACAGCAUGUGCUACAAGAUGUCACUCGAGUCAGAGCCCUUGAAAGUGCAGUACAACAUGAGACCCUUCAUUACAAAGGCCUAGUGGACUGUGUGGCAGAGUAUCGAGGAACGUUAUGUGUAAUUGACUGGAAGACUUCAGGGAAACCAAAGCCAUUUCUCCAGAAUACGUUUGACAGUCCACUGCAGAUUGCAGCGUAUGUAGGAGCCCUUAACCAUGAUGGCAAUUAUGACUUCCAGGUUGAUUGUGGACUCCUUGUGGUUGCCUACAAAGAUGGGUCUCCUGCACAUCCUCAUUACAUGGAUUCUGAGCUCUGCUCUCAGUACUGGAACAAGUGGCUGCUUCGUCUGGAAGAGUAUAAAGGGAAGGACAGUGGAACUGUAUAUAAAGGUACAUUUGGACCUGAUGGGAGAGAUGAGGAGUUUAACUACAGGUUGAAUAUCUUGGGACCAGAAGUGUUCCGGAUUUUGGAAAGUUGUAGUUUCAGGGGCCAGAAGCCCAGUAAAAGAAAAGGGGAACUUUCUGCCAUCACCAGGACUACAAGCCCCAGCAUGCUCUGGGUAACCCAGGGUGCUAAUGGCGGUGGCAGCACCUGCACAUUGCGGUCUCCGUGCGGACUGCGGAGACUGAAUAAUAGACUGGGCUGUUUACAAGAAGUCAGUGUUGAGCACUGAAGAUUCCAUGGCAUUUUUCAGUUACUGAAGACUAGCUGGGCUUGACACACAGCAUCUGGAGAGGAGAGGUCUUAUGGUAGCAAGCAUGGCUUGUCCCCUUAGCUAAGCAGGGUCCGCCCUGGUUGAAUAUGAAUGUGAGACUAGAAGUGUGAGCACUGUAAGAUAUUCCCCUCAGGGGAUGGAGUCGCUCUGGGAAGAGCAGAAGGUUCCAAGUUUCCUCCCUGGCAGCAUCUCCAAGAUAGGGCUGAUAGAGACUCCUGCCUGCAACCUUGGAGAAGCUGCUUCCAGUCUGCAUAGACAAUACUGAGCUAGAUAGACCAAUGGUCUGACUCAGUAUAUGGCAGCUUCCUAUGUUCCUAUGUAGGCUUCUUGAAUGGAGCCACAUGACCUGCUCUCCACUCAGCAUUCCAUACCAGCUUCAAUGGGUCUGCCCUUAAACUCUUUUCACUGAGCUGCAUUUUUUCCUCAGCUCCUCUCAGAUUCACCCCUGAACUCCCUCGGAAUCUUCAGCCAGAGCUAACCAAUCAUAGUUCUGUUAUCAGUCUUGAAACUGGUUGACCAGUGCCUUUUCCUGUUGAGCUUUUCUGCUGGUCUUUUUAGACCAAUACCUAACUUAACACCUAAACCCCUACUAACUUGGCAAGAGGCACCUUUUAACAUAGUGAUUCUCUUUAUUUAGCAGGGGGAGAGUAACUAGCCCUAUCCACCCCCAGCACAGUACCUCAAAUGACUGUUGCUGGUGUCUGUCUUAUGUUUCUUUUAGAUUGUGAGCCCUUUGGGGACAUGGAUCCACCUUAUUAUUUCACUGGGUAAACUGCCUUGAGCCAUUUUUGGAAGGGUGGUAUAGAAAUUGAAUAAAUAAUAAUAAUUAAUAAAAAUAAACCCCACAUA
Molecule: messenger RNA, 2457 nt
Organism: Hemicordylus capensis (graceful crag lizard)
Lineage: Eukaryota; Metazoa; Chordata; Lepidosauria; Squamata; Cordylidae
Gene: MGME1
Product: mitochondrial genome maintenance exonuclease 1
Exons: 7
Coding region: 256-1566 (436 amino acids)
Biological process (GO): mitochondrial DNA replication
Cellular component (GO): mitochondrion
Molecular function (GO): single-stranded DNA exodeoxyribonuclease activity
Source: RefSeq, a predicted model, not a curated record